AGUUGAAUUCACUUUCUUCUCUCUUCAUCUUUCAGACUUCAAAGACGUUUACGCUUUCACCUUGUCAGACUCGCUUUAGCUUGCAAGUAAAGGUACGAUCUUGAUUCAUCAAAAGGAAAGCCUGACUCACAUCAUAUCAUUCAGGAUCACGUUUGCAACGUUUCAUCCUUGUUUCAUUCUUCGCAUUAACGACAUAUAACGAAUCAAAACCGCAUCGCCUCUAAUGGCUAGUCCUCAACCUCCCCAUCAGGGUGGAGGAGGAAUGGCCAAUCAAGGUUACUUUGCCGGCCAACAGCCUAAUCAACAAAGACCUAUGCAGCCCCAAAAUCCAGCACUCUCUCCUCGGCCAUUUGCAAAUCCAGGCAAUGUUCAUUCUCCUGGGGCACCAAUGGGAAAUCCAAACAUGCAACCUCAGCCAGGUCAAAUGCAACAAAGUGCUGGUAGACCUUAUCCAGGCGGACCGCAAAGACCAAUGAUGGGAAUGAAUCCCGGAGCUCCAAGACCGCCAAACGGAGUUGGUGGACCUGGUUUAAUGCCUGGGCAGCCGCAACAUCAAAUGCAGCCUGAUGGACGUUUGAGCCCAAGACCGGGCAUGCCUAUGCAAGCAAGACCUAUGCAAGGACAACAACUGCAACCUCAGCAGCACGGUCCUGCAGGUAUCGCUAAUCAGAUGGCAAACAUGCAAAUCGGACAAGCACAGCAAAAUCAGCAUGAAAUCCCACCUCCUGAUCGUGGUACAACACCAUCUCAAGCUCGAUCCAAUAAACGCAGUGCACGUGCAUACCAUCAUGACGAACCUGCUCCACCCGUACCCGCAAGUGGGGGAUGGAAUGAUGUUCCUCAACAUGGCAACCAACAACCCGUUCAAAAUAGGGUUCCACAAGGUCAGCAACCAGCAUGGCAACAAGCUGCUGCUGCACGUGUGGCACAAUACGAACAAAUGCAAGAUGAUCCAAAUGCUGUUUUAGAUCAAAUCCCAGGUCAAAGAAAUGUUAUCAGUCAAGAACAAGCAAGAUUCAAUCAAGCACAAAUGGCUGCUGCUGGCGGUGGUCAUGCACAAAAUAUUCCAAUUCAGCCUGGCGUGCCUGGUCCACAAACACCUGGCAUUGGUCCAAUCAAUCAACCUCCUCAUACUGCUGGUCAGCGAUUUCCAGGUCCAAGAACGAAGAUCGAUCCAGAUCAAAUUCCAAGUCCGGUUGAGGCAAUGGAUAAUGACCAAGCCUUCUUUGAUAAAGAAUGGUUUGAGACGUGCGGUAGAGGUGGAUUGCCGCUUAGUACGACUGAAUUUGUUUCUGUCGAUCAAGGAAAUUGCUCGCCAAAGCAUAUGCGUUUGACGACUUAUAGUAUGCCCGCAUCAGAUGAACUAGCAGCCACUUCGCAAUUACCUUUGGCCAUCAUCGUUCAGCCUUUUGCCCAACAGCGGUUAGAAGAGGCACCUAUCCCCGUUGUGGAGUGUGGACCUUCAGGACCGCCAAGAUGCAAAAGAUGCAGAGCUUACAUAAAUCCAUGGGCAAUUUUCGUGGAAGGAGGACAGAAAUGGGUUUGCAAUUUGUGUGGUACACCAACACCUGUUGCUGCCGAUUACUUUUGCAAUUUGGACAUGUCUGGUCGACGAGUGGAUUUCGAACAGAGAUUUGAGUUGAGUCGAGGUACAGUCGAGUUCAAGGUUCCAAAAGAAUAUUGGGCAGUUCAAAGUUCACCACCAGCUGCGCUUGCCUUGCCUGCUUUACCUGCGUUUACGCAGGCGGGUACUGAAAGACUUAGUCCACAACCACCACAACAAAAUGAAGAACAAUUCGAAGGUUCAACGAUGGGUUUGAGCGGUCAAGGUGGAGUGGCUGCAAAAGCUGCUACAAAAGCAGCAAGCGAUGCGUUAGGCAAUCUCACUCUAGGUCAAGGAAGAACAGCAGUUCGAAUGCCUCGUCCGAUGACAUACUUUUUCCUGAUCGAUGUAAGCUUUUCUGCUGUUCGUUGCGGAUCGCUAAAGGCUUCUUUGGAUUCAAUUCGUGAGACAUUAUAUGGUCCGCGCGAGACAGAACAGAAAGAGAAUGGUGCUGCAGAGGAAGAUGACAAGGCACCGGGCUUUGGUUUGCCAUACGGAAGUCGUGUUGCUAUCAUGACGUUUGAUCGCUCUUUGCACUUUUACAACUUACUUCCUGAAUUGGAUCACGCUCAAAUGCUCGUUGUUGGUGAUAUCGAUGAACCUUUUGUUCCAUUGAAUGAAGGUUUAUUGGCAGAUCCAUGGGAGUCUAGAAACGUGAUUGAAACCCUGUUGGACGGACUACCGGGCAUCUUUGCUGAAAACAUGGUUGCUGAAGCUGCAUUGGGUGCUGCAAUUCGUGGUAUGCAAGGAGCAAUGAGUACGAUCGGUGGACAAUGCAACAUUUUCAUUUCAACGAUUCCAACUGUCGGCCCAGGAAGCUUGAAGCAUCGGGAAGAUACAAAAUUGUACGGCACCGAAAAAGAAAAGCAACUUUUCGUUCCUCAGGAUGGUUUCUACCGAGGUGUAGCGGAGGAACUGGUAGAAGCAGGUAUUGGUGUCAAUACAUUCUUCUUCCCAUCUCAGUAUAUCGAUGUGGCUACAAUUGGUACAUUGAGCGGCUUGACUGGUGGUGAAUUGUACUUCCAUCCUCGUUUCGAUGUUGUACGUGAUCGAUCUCGAUUGGAUUCCCAGAUCAAACGUGCAAUCUUACGCGAGACUGGUUACAAUGCAACAAUGCGUGUUCGUUGCUCAAAUGGACUACAUGUUACCGAUCACUUUGGUAACUUCUUCAUGCGUAAUUCUACCGAUAUCGAAUUGGCCAACAUGGAUGCGGAUAAAGCAAUCAUUGCUGCCUUCAAACAUGAUGGUAAAUUGGACGAGAAACACGAAGCCCACUUCCAAGCUGCAACACUCUACACAACAGCUGAUGGUGAACGUCGUGUUCGCUGUCACAACAUCGCCGUCCCAGUCACCUCUCUUCUUGGCAACGUUUUCAGAUAUGCUGAUCUGGAUUCGACAAUCACAUAUCUCACCAAGAGUGGAAUCGCUUUGGCACAACAAAAGCCAUUAAGGGAUGUCCGACACUUAUUGACGGAGAAAUGCGUAAAGAUUUUAUUGGCAUACAGAAGAAAUUGCGCUUCAAGUACAAGUCCUGGUCAAUUAAUCUUACCAGAGAGCUUCAAGCUUUUACCUCUUUAUAUUUUGGGUAUCAAUAAAACAAAAGCACUCAAAGGUGGAAAUGUGACAAGUGAUGUUCGAACGUUCUUUAUGCGAUUUUUGCGUGGUUUAAGUACGGGCGCAACUAUGGGAAUGUUGUAUCCACGUAUGGUUGCUUUGCACAAUAUGAGACCGGAUGAUGGAGAACCAAUUCAACCAAGUAGCGCAGGCGAAGGAUUACCCGUUCAGCCACCCGUACUUACUGGUAGAAUCAAAACGCCUCCUUUGAUGAGACCAAGCUAUUUGCGAAUGGAAGGACAUGGUGCUUAUUUGGUGGAGAAUGGAGAGAUUUGCUUGUUGUGGUUGGGUAGCAAUGUCAGUCCAAAGCUAUUAGAAGAUCUUUACGGAGUAAACAGUUUGGAAGAAUUGGAUCCAAGGAUGACAGCAUUACCUAAAUUGCCAACAAAGUUAUCUCAACAAACCCGUAACCUUGUUAAUGAUUUCGCACGUCAACGUAAUAAACCUUUCUUGCCAAUCAUCAUUGCUCGUCAAAAUCGUGAUGGAACAGAAGUUGAAUUGGCAAACAGUUUAGUGGAAGAUCAAAAUAAUGACGCAAUGUCUUAUGUCGAUUACCUUUGUCAUGUUCAUCGAAUCAUCACUACGGAAAUGUCUGGCGGUGGUACGAAUGGUGGCAAAAACGAUGGCGGUGAUACUUCAAGCUAUUGGCGUGGAUGGUAAUUUGUGGGUCAAAAGAGAGAGAGAGAAGUUGUUUUAGUAGCACACGCAAAACGUAUUGUUUAUCUUCAGUAUAAUCUACAACAUGUUCAUAUUUCAUCUUAAAAAUUUCAAAAUGUAUCCAAAGCAAAGCAGUACCUUACUGUAACUAUGAUGAUGACCAAUAAUUGCAUCACAAUGAAACCAAGUUUUAUUUUGAA
Molecule: messenger RNA, 4074 nt
Organism: Meira miltonrushii
Lineage: Eukaryota; Fungi; Basidiomycota; Exobasidiomycetes; Exobasidiales; Brachybasidiaceae
Exons: 1
Coding region: 224-3877 (1217 amino acids)
Biological process (GO): intracellular protein transport; COPII-coated vesicle cargo loading; endoplasmic reticulum to Golgi vesicle-mediated transport
Cellular component (GO): endoplasmic reticulum exit site; COPII vesicle coat
Molecular function (GO): zinc ion binding; SNARE binding
Source: RefSeq, a predicted model, not a curated record